Molecule: messenger RNA, 5911 nt
Organism: Notolabrus celidotus (New Zealand spotty)
Lineage: Eukaryota; Metazoa; Chordata; Actinopteri; Labriformes; Labridae
Gene: syt3
Product: synaptotagmin III
Exons: 11
Coding region: 1-1680 (559 amino acids)
Biological process (GO): calcium-ion regulated exocytosis; regulation of dopamine secretion; regulation of calcium ion-dependent exocytosis
Cellular component (GO): membrane
Molecular function (GO): calcium-dependent phospholipid binding; clathrin binding; calcium ion binding
Source: RefSeq, a predicted model, not a curated record
AUGUCGGGGGACUGGGAUGAAGACCUGUGUAAGAAGGCGCUGGUGUUGGUGGAGGAGCUGUGCUUCAACUCCCCGAGAGGCUACAGCCAGAGUGAACGCUGCCAGGAGUUCAGCUACCUGCUGAGAGGUCGCAACAGACAGCUCGACACAGAGAUCUCUGUCAGUCUGCUGUCGGUCAUCGUGACAUUCUGUGGCAUCGUCCUCCUCUCCGUCUCCCUCUUCGUCUCCUGGAAGCUCUGCUGGCUGCCAUGGCGGGACAAGGAGGGCGGAGGUCUGAGCCUGACGUCAGGGCUGCUGCCCGGGAGCGCCGGAGUCGGAGGCCUCGGAGGCGCCGGGGGGUCGUCGCUUCUGCCCCCGCUGCUGCAGAGGAAGGAUGGGCACUCCUCGUCCUCGCUGUACCCCACUCUGGGCCAGCAGGGCCACCCUCAUUUCAAUGACCUGGUGGGGCUGGAGAGUGGGGGGGUUGGAGGUGUGAUCGGAGGGCCUGAGACCCAGGAGCACUCGUACCUGGACAUGGACUCGUACCCCAACAAUGCUGGGACUCUGAAGCUCAGUACGACGUCUCCAGAUGUCCCCAACUCAGAGGGGGGAGCCCAGCCUCAGAAAGACCUGCCCAACGCUCAUUCUCAGCAGCAGGUCACCGCAAGGCCUAAGCCCAUGACUCACCAGCUCUCCAGUCCUGAUUUCCACGAGGAGAAGGAGCAGGUUACCAGCAUCGGGCAGAUCAAACCGGAGCUCUACAGGCCCAAGGGCGACCAGGGUGAAGGCAAACAGGGCGACAACUGCGGCAAGAUCAGCUUCCUCCUGCGCUACGCCUUCAAUACGGAGCAGCUGGUGGUGAAGAUCCUGAAAGCUCUGGACCUGCCAGCGAAGGACGCCAACGGCUUCUCCGACCCGUACGUGAAGAUCUACCUACUGCCAGACAGGAAGAAGAAAUUCCAGACCAAGGUUCACAGAAAGACCUUAAACCCCGUGUUCAACGAGACCUUUCAGUUCGGCGUGCCGCUGAAUGAGCUACAUUCCAGGAAGCUGCAUUUCUCCGUGUACGACUUCGACCGCUUCUCCAGACACGACCUGAUCGGCCAGGUUGUGGUGGACAACCUGCUGGACUUCAGUGAGGGCAGCGGGGACAAACCAGUCUGGAGGGACAUCGUGGAGGGCACGGCGGAGAAAGCUGAUCUCGGGGAGCUUAACUUCUCGCUGUGUUACCUGCCCACUGCAGGCAGACUCACAGCUACAGUCAUCAAGGCCACCAACCUAAAAGCCAUGGACCUCACCGGCUUCUCAGACCCGUACGUGAAGGCCUCCCUGAUCUGUGACGGGCGGAGGCUAAAAAAGAGGAAGACGUCCAUUAAGAAGAACACGCUGAACCCCACGUACAACGAGGCGCUGGUGUUUGACAUCCCCAAUGAAAAUAUUGAAAGCGUCUCCAUCGUCAUCGCGGUGAUGGACUAUGACUGUAUCGGUCAUAACGAGGUUAUAGGGAUGUGUCGUGUGGGCAGCGAGGCUGAAGGUCCAGGGAGGGAGCACUGGACAGCCAUGCUGGCCAAUCCACGCAAACCAAUAGAGCACUGGCAUCAGCUCGUGGAGGAGAAAGCGAUUGGUACGUUUGUGUCUAAGGGUACUACAGCAUCCUCUCCUAAGCCGCAUAUCGUGGUGGACAGUCCUCACUCCGAUUAACACUGUCAUUAUCAUCUCUCCAGCUCCAGACUUUCCUUUCCUUCCUCUCAUCUGUGAAUAAUUCUCUCCAUCAAAGAAAGAGAGACACGGAGACACUGCUAGUGUCCGACUGCUAGUGCUGUUUUGCUCCCGCUGAUGAAUCCUCUGAGUCGUGUGCCGUCUUCGCCGAGCCGGAGGAAGAAGAAGAAGAAGAAGAAAAAAAAAAACGACAUCCAUCACGAGCGACACUUUGAGCAUCAGACUACACAUUUACAAACACAUGCACACACUCAGCGGUACAGUCGGACUCAUAUCAGGUGUAUAUUUGGGAUUUAACAAGGGACACACACACACACACACACACACACACUCUCACACACAUACACAGAAAUACACACAGAGUUUGUAGUGUGUGCGUAGUUCAUGUGUGCUUCAGGUUAGUGUAGUAUUUCAUCUAGGAGGAGUGUGAUGUGACAAACUGUUAUUUCUCUUAAAAACAAAACAAAAAAAAGAAAGCCAUCCAGAAUGGUCAUUCCAACCAGGACCAAAGGUUCAUGCCCUUGUACAGACUCUAAAAGAAGAAAAUCACUAUGUCGAUAUUUUUCUUUGCAACAUUGGUGUACAGUAUGUGCCGUACUGUAUGGGAACACAUCUCAUGUAGUACUCCGCAGGACGAAACAUCCGAGAUGGAUUCUUUUUUGGCCAUUUUGGAUGCCUUCUGCAGGCUCCGUACCCGUCUUGUUUUAGACUGAACUCGCUUAUUUUUCCCCAGAGGAAAGACAAUAAAGCGUCUUUAUUGAUGUCAGAGGAGCGAAAAAUGAGGACGGACUCAUUGGUUUAAGCAUGUAACGCAUCCUUGAAAUGUGUCCCUCUUCCUCAUGCUUUUUGUCACUGUCCUCAUGGUGCUCAUUUUUUGAUUUUGAUUCUUUUUGUUGUGUGUGUGCUACAAAUAUACAUAUAAUCAUCAGGAAAGGAGUUUAUUCAUGCCAAUUUUUUGAUUAUCCGCCGAGGAUAUGAAGAAGGAGCUUCUGAGAGGUGUGGACUUAGUUGGUGGUCGUCAAACCGGCAGACUUUUCCUUACACAGGACGACGCAGGUGAAAUAAAAAAGCUGUGUGUAGGAAUCGGACCAGCAUCUGUUUGGAUUGCACUCGCUGGAGGAUACACUCCACAGGGAAAGGACAUCGCCACUCUGUUUUAUUUUUCUAUCAUCCAGAACGUUCUUGUCUUUUCUUUUUCUCAAGAAGUCACCGUCCAGCUUCAUCCGAGAAGAAGUCCACAUCAUGUCUCUGACAAGACUCAAGAAGGACACACACGUCUGUGUUGCUUUUAUCAGUGUGUGUUAUUUCCGUGUUUGUGGGCGUGUUUGUUUUGUAUUUGUACGCGUCUGUGUGUAUGUGUGUGUGUGUGUGUAUGCCUGUGUGUGUGUGUGUGUGUGUCACUGUGACCUUGUGUGUGACACUUCCCCUCUGUCCUUAUUUCUGUCUACGCCUCCCUCACUUCCCUCAAUUCCAGUCCUGGCAUCCACAGACUGAAAUGCUUGUCUCAGAGCCAAACGUGUCUUCUGUCCCGUGUAUUUACAAGGAUCCAUUGUGUGUGUGUGUGUGUGUAUGUGUGUGUGUGUGUGUGUGUGAGAGACAGAGUGUGUGUACUAUACGUGCCUCAUUGCACUAGGUGGAGGAACACUGUCUUUCAUAGACAUUAGUUUGUACUGUCUAUGUCGUCUCUGAAAUCAGCUGCCAAUCAUCCAGCCCCUCUCCUCCUCCUCCUCCUCCUCCUCCUCCUCCUCCUCCUCUCUAACCCGUUGCCUGAUGUUAGUAACUGUGUUGAUCGUGUACUUCUUUCAGUAAUUUGUGUACUGUUUGUCCGAGGGAAAAACAGAUGGCACAGUGAUUGAAAAACUAAACUGUUGGGUGUGUUUUAAAUUCAAUUUACAAGAAGGAAAACAAAACAAAACAAAAAAAAAAAAGAUGAAAAAGAAAAACAUUCGAGGCUCAUUUCUUAUCAGGACAAAUUUAGAUCCCCCUUAGAGCAAGACAGCAGGGAGGAGGUGUUGCGAGAAAAACAAGCGCCUGGAAUUUUCUGCACUUCCUGUGUAAGCUGAUACAGACUUAUAAAGCCAUGUCUGUCACCGCUACUACCACUACUACUACUGUAACCUCAGCAAAACAACAGUACAACACCUCACUACAUUUACUUGUAUUGCUACCGUUGCCAUUUCUCUCUCCCACUCGCACACACACACACACUCUUUUAUGGAGGUGUGUGUGUGUGUGUGUGUGUGUUUCAGGAGAGGGGGGGAUCUAGUUUCUGCCUCUUUACCUUUGGAUCAUGAAAGUGCAGAGAGACUUUGAGCUCCGUUUGAUGGGGGAUACGGGAGGUUACGAAUCCUGCAUUGAACCCUCUGUGAGUUUGAUCAGCUGGGGGCUGUUCACCACAUUUUAAGCGGCGGCCAUUUUCCUCUGAUGUCACGCUCAGGGUGGGCAGCUGUUAAAAUCUCACACUGAUGUGUUUCAGGCGGUGAGUCACACAAAUGUGGGGUAUCGUACAACCGCCGUUAUUUCAUUGCUUUUUGAUGAAGAUGUGACUAAAAAGACAACAGACAGUAAAAACCUGGAGGGACAUGGAGCCAUAUAUCUUUGUGAGACAAAAUAUUUCAUAACACUGAGCUACUGUUUUAUAACAGCUGAUGCUAACAGCUAAUAUUUGGAGGUGGUUGUACAUUUCUAUCUCACAUUAUAUUGGCUGUUCUAACUUUAGGAAAUAACAUUAUGUUACCUUUUCAUUGCAUUUGGAAACACAGUAACGUUUGCUUUUAGCCACUGUCUUGCUAAUGGAUAAUAAAACACCUUGUUUUGAUACUAUUUAUAGCCCAAUUAUUAUCUAGGUAUUCCCCACUCAUUUUCUUUUUAAAGCUAUAAUACAACAAGAGGCUGUUUGUUAGAUUCCACUUAUUUAAAGCUACUGUAAGGAACUUUGUUUUUGCAGCUUUUGGCGCCCCCUGUAGUCAAAGUGGACAAAUCUCUGGUGAUCUUGCCCUUUAAAUUUGGAGGGAGUUUUUUCUGCUGUCUUUGAACAGUCAAAAAUAUCACACACUGUGAGCCUUCUGUGGAAAAUGUAAACAAAAGCUGUCUGCAGCUUUCUGUAACUCAUUACGUGUGACACCUACCCCCUGGCUGCAUCAAAAAUAACUAUACAUAUAGUAUAAAUUUGGUCCCUGAUAGUGUGGUGUGCUUUUCUAGGUCAUAUAAAACCGUCAGUAUCAAUUUCAGUCUGUUUCAUAACCAGCCAAAAACUCCCUACUGUAGCUUUAAAUGACUUACAACCUUCAGACAUAGCAGUAUGACACAGUUAGCACAUUAGCUUCCCACCCUUUAGGAAAAUGGCCGCGGUAUGAUUGUGGUAAAAGGAGCGUAUUGUACACGUAGAUGAGGUAUUGAUCCGCUGGUGUAGAGGUCUUGUAACUGUCUCUCUCUCUGCUUGUGUCUGACUUAUUUAGCCCUCGUGUUACUGCCUGGUGAUGGAUUACAAAACUCAUGGUCGAAUCAGUACAUUCCCUUCCUCCCUCCAUCCUCCCCUUCUCUCUGUUUCUGUCUGUCUGAUUACCGUCUGAUUACUCAUUCCCUCCUCCAGCAACCCUUACCUUUCCUACCACCAUCACCACCACCUUCUCCUCCUCCUCUCUCUCUCACCUUUCUGUUCCUCGCUCUAUUUUUUUCCCCUCCCUGCUCCCUUCCCUAUCUCCCAUCCCUCCAUCUUGCCCUCCUUCUUUCUUUCUGUGUAUGACGACCCCCUUUCCCCCCUUCUCUCUACUCUCUCUCGCUGUCUUCUCGUGUUAGUGCAGUUCUGAAUGGUCAUGGGGAAACAUGUUUGCAUGCUUAUAUUAACAUGAAUGAUGUCAACUUGAUGCAAUGAAAAAUUAUAUAAGUGAUGCUUUAAGCAAAAAUCUGACAAUGAACUUGAUACUAAUACUACUAAUGACGACUAAAUGGAGACCUAGCAAUUGUUUAUCUCUGUGGUCAAAAACAACGAUGAUGAAAUAACAUUGUUUAUGCUGUAUUUAUCUUUCUUGAAUCGGUAUUCUUUUCAAUUGUUUUUUAUAUAUAAUUUAUUCAAGAGGUUUACUUUUUUAUUGGUUAAAGCUGAGAAAUGUGUGUGAGGGGUUCAGUCAGGACAGCAGGAUUUCGGUGAAUGUGUAAGUAACGGUGUGGCUGAAGCAAUGGCUAAGGAAAUAAAGGAUAUGUAUCAUCCAGC